AUGGCCCAACCCAACCACUUAAAUGUCUAUACAGGGCCAGAUUCCGUCAGGAACUACUUCGAUCCUGAUGUUGCCCCGCCGCUGCCACUAGUCGAGGUACCUGAAGCCUUGAACCCCUAUCGUCAGCAUGGCGUCCGGAUUUAUGCCAAGAUGAUGUCGAUGCAUCCUGCGAAUAACGUCAAGGCUAUGCCAGCACUCAAUCUGCUCCAGAAUGGGGUUGUACCAGGAAAGACAGAGACCAUCGUCGAGUACAGUUCCGGCUCGACGGUCAUCUCUAUGUCGUUGGCUUCCAGAGUCUACUACGGUGUGCCAGAUGUGCGGGCCUUUCUCAGCAACAAGACUAGUCAAGCGAAGUUGAGGUUGAUGCAGUUCUUCGGACUGGACAUUACCCUGUUUGGUGGCCCUUCUCAACCUGAGCCUCUGGACCCACGAGGAGGCAUUUGUGCCGCAAGAAACAUGGGCAGCGAUAAGGGCACUGCGCUCAACCCAAACCAAUACGAAAAUGACGAUAAUUGGAAGUCUCAUGUGCGGUGGACUGGACCCCAAAUCUUCAAGCAACUGCCCCAAAUUUCUCUCAUUUGCGCAGGAAUGGGUACUUCUGGUAGGAAAGAUGUCAACUCCGUCUCGUCGACAACGCCUAACAUACUAAUAGGCACUCUAACUGGUCUUGGAACCUACUUCAAGCAGGCUAAGCCGUCAGUAUACCGGCUGGGUGUCUGCACCGCGCCUGGCGAUCGUGUUCCUGGCCCCCGAUCCUACGCUCUUCUUCAACCAGUAGAGUUUCCAUGGAGAUCCGCAGUCGACCACGUUGAGCAUGUCGGUUCUCAACACUCCUAUUCGCUCUCGCUGGACCUGUGCAGACAAGGCCUCAUCGCCGGCCCGUCUUCAGGUUUCAACCUGCAAGGCCUUUACCAGUUCCUUGAUAAGCGUAUCGCGGCCGGCAAUCUGAAUGAACUAGCCGACGAUGCUGGCGAGAUCCACUGCGUUUUUGUCUGCUGCGAUUUGCCUUACCAGUACAUCGAUGAGUACUUUGCGAAAUUGGGACCUGAGCAUUUCCCUGCAAUCCACAACGAGAACCUUACAAAGGUUGACCUUCACCGCUAUGAUGAGGCAUGGGAAAAGACUGCGACUGAAGUCUUCAUGCAAAUUCCGUCUGCAGGUGCUAUCCGGACCAACGAAACCCAUUUGCCGAGUACACCACGCUAUGUCGAUACGAGUAGUGCUGCACUUAUCCCCCGCCUUCCAAACACGAUCAUUCUCGAUCUGAGACAAUCCGAAGACUACCAGAUGCACAAUGUCGCAGGUUCCGAAAAUAUUCCGAUCGUCGAGUCCAGUGACUGGAAACCGUUCUCCGACUCAAAGGUUCUGGAACAACUAUGGCUCAAGCUUGAGACGACAUUUGACUCGAACAAAGACGUCGGCAAAGAGUUGGAAGAAUAUCGACAGAAGCCUAUUCUAGUGUUGUGCUACGACGGCGACAGCGCCAGGGUAGCGACCAGUGUCCUGCGUGCAAAGGGCUUUGAGGCUGAUAGUGUUCGAGGAGGCUUCCGUGCUUUGAAAGAGCUUGAGAGAACUACCAAAGCUACAUCGGGGGGUUGUUCCAAAGAUAUGCCCGCCACCUCGAGCGUUGAAGAAUUGGUUGGUCAUCGCCAGUCGUAUCUCCAGCUGGCGUGA
Molecule: messenger RNA, 1674 nt
Organism: Colletotrichum lupini
Lineage: Eukaryota; Fungi; Ascomycota; Sordariomycetes; Glomerellales; Glomerellaceae
Product: cysteine synthase K/M:Cysteine synthase B
Exons: 4
Coding region: 1-1674 (557 amino acids)
Cellular component (GO): cytoplasm
Molecular function (GO): cysteine synthase activity; cystathionine beta-synthase activity
Source: RefSeq, a predicted model, not a curated record